AAAGAUUUUGAAUUUUUUUUUAACAGUGCACGAAUGGCAGUCGAAAUGAAUUACGAUUUGUUGAUGUUGACAACGGUGACAGAUGGCGGCUUUUGAAAUCAAUUGUUUAUUUUCCAACUUGUCAUAGACUAGCAAUGAUUUUCUCAAAGAAAAAAAUCAUAUGUAAAGGAACCGAAUUGGAAAAGCCUUAUACAGAAACUUGAUAUGGUGUCAUAUCAUUGCAGCAUGCCUGUACUGGAAAAUGUACAAGUCUCAUUAAAUGAGAUAUUAGAAGUACGAGGAAAUCCUUUAAAAGAGUAUGAGUUAUGGGGUCUACUGUUUCAGACAACUCAGGCUGUACAGGAUAUUUUUUUGCGAGGGCAUGCAAAUGAGGAUGGUGUUCCACAAUAUUUAGUUACGCCUGAUAACCUUCUCUGCACUUCAACGGGAAGAGUUAUAUUAAGUGUUUCCCAACUUGAAAUCAUCAAAAAAUCUCAAUCUUGGUGCGAUGAGCUUGAGGACAAAAAUAUUUGUUCUCAAAGUGAAAUCUUGGAGAAGAUAUAUGUGUUUUCUAUUGGCCAAACUAUAUUUCGUGCUGCUUACUUUAGUAUUAGUGAUAAAAGUCAGAACAAACUAUCACCAUUAAUUAGAACUGUCUUUCAAGGAUUGUGCCAAAAAGAUAUUGAUUUGCGAAUGACUUUGUCUGAUGUAAUACAGGUUUGUACUCUGCAUGCUGAAAAAUACAUGGAUGGGUGUACAUUUUCAAAUGUGAUUGUAAAGUUGCAUCAAGAAGUCCUAGGAAGUUUGCCAGAGAAUGAAAUUCUAUCCCAAGUUGAUCAAGAUAUCUUAAGAGAAAAUGAAGCAGAUGAUUUAAAAAAUGCUAAUAAAGAGAUGCUUGAUUUGGACUACAGUGUGAAAUAUCUAUCCUAUGGCCAUAGAUUAGGCUAUCAUCCUGAAAUAUCAGUUAAUAUCAAUGCAGGAAAUAUUUUAACUGCAAAGGAGCGUUGGAAAAAAGCAUAUCAUGGAGUUAGAGAGCAGAUACUGAAAUCCAAGUUACAUAUUUCUACCAAAGAUGAAGUCCUUAAAAAUUGGCAGGAGCAUAAAGCUCACCAGUCAAUCUUAAGAGUUUAUGAAGAGUUAACUGAAAGAAGGAAAAUGCUUGAAUUAUUACGAUUGAGUAUUAACAUUGGCCCGUCUGCUCCUGUUGAUGUGGAUACAAAUCUUUUAACCACCGGGCUAAAACCAAAAACUAUAGCUGAACUAGUCCUAUUGUUACAAAGACCUGCUAAGCAACCUGCCAUUUCUUCUAAGUCACAUACUGAAGUACAAAAUGACAAUAGGGCUUCUUCAAGUAGCGAUUCUCAGUUUGCCUUUUCAAGUAAUAGCUCUACUUCAGAUGAAGAAUGCCCUAGACAGCACUAUUACAACAUUCAAGAAGUUGCUUUAAAGCAACCUUUUUCAACUGAUUCUGAAUCUCAAUUUCUGAUGGGACCUGAAUUUGUAAUAAAUCAGCUAAAACCUCCUGAGCAUGCAUCUCCUUUUUGUAAAGAUGAGGAUAUUAAGAAGUUUGCCUUCACAGUUGUUGUCCACUUGCUUUCUGGAGAGACUAUAGAAAUUGAAUGUGUUCCAUCUACAAAUGGAAAACAAUUGAUGCAAUUCAUUUCUGAUAAGCUUAAUUUACAAGAACGAUAUUUAUUUGGAUUAGUUUUUAAUUAUGGUGGUGAAUAUACAUUUUUAGAGAAAAAGCAAAGAAUUAGAGAUUUGCUUCGUUACGAUGCAAAUUCCACUAUAUUUUCUAACAACAUGAUGCAGCUUUAUCUACGAGUGAAAUUUUAUAUUGAUGACAUUCAUCUUAUGAGGCUUAUAUGAAGUCUCCUGAGUAUGGCAGUCAUUUUUAUAAAGUUUAUCAGGAUAAAAGAAAUCUGUCAUCAGCUGUUUGGCUAGGAAUAAGACCAAUUGGAAUAGAUGUGUAUGACAACAUAUCUGGUAAAAGGACUGUCACACAAACUUACUCGUGGCAAAAUAUUAAACGAAUAUCAUUUUCUAAGAAAUAUUUUUGCAUUGCUCCAAGUAAUGAAAAUCAUUUUGGUAAACAUGUUAUCUAUAAGUUUUACACUGCAGAAUUAUCCAGGAGUCAGUAUUUGUUUAGUAUGUCAAUGGCUCAUCAUAAAUUUUUCUUGAAGUUAAGAUCAGUUUCUAAAGCGUCUGAAAUAUUUUCAGAAGAUUUAGAGGAAGAUCAUUUAUGUGAUUGUUCAAAAAUUGAAACCGAAAAGGAAAUGGUUUGUGAUCUUUAUGACUCUCAUGAAAAUUGUCUAUUGAAUGAGAAAACAGUAAACAGUUCCCCCAAACCUCUAAAUGAAUCCCAAUUCAGAAAUACUUUGCCACUGUUGAGUAGAGAUCGAUACUCUAAAGCUUCCCCAAAACGAGUUGUUCGUUCAUCAUCAGAUCCAUACCCUGGAAAAAGAAGAAAAUCAGAAUACUUUAGCAUCGUUAGCUCAACCAAAGAACUGCGAACUAAAAUUCCUCACACAAUACCGAGAACCACAUGUGAAAAACGUAGCAUGAAAUUAGUGAAACUGCAGAAGGAUAGCAAAUAUGGUUUUGGUAUGGUUAUAACGUGUGGAAAUACCUAUGAGACAGUCUUGCACGGUGCUUUUGUAGAAUCUGUACACCCUGGUAGCCCUGCUGAUCAAGACGGCAAUAUCAGUCCUGGUGACCAAAUUAUGUUUGUGAAUGGAACAGAUGUUCAACAUGACAAUUUCAUGACUGUGGUUGAUCUUUUGCAACACUCUGCUAAUCCUGUUGAACUUGUUGUUGCAAAGGCGAAUAAAGUUAACGGCAUUCCAAAUUUCAUUGAGAAAGAAGUGAUUGAGAAGCCUUUUACAAAAGCAAAAGCUUGGAUUUGUGGGGAUGAAGAAAAAGUCAUAUCCACAGCUAUAGAAAGUUCUGACUUUAAAUCUGAAAACAUGCCGAUUCCUCAACCUCGAAAGAAGUGGGUGGAUCAAAAUAAGCCAGUCAACUUUGAUGUUCCUGAUUUGACUCUAAACCAUGCCACAAAGCUCAUCAGUGACCAUUCCUGGAAAGAAGAGACCAACAAUGGAUUGAAUGGGCAUCGUCCACGGGACAACAUUCCGGACAUAAUAGCUUCCCAACUGAAAUAUGAAUCUGAGCCUGUGUCUUCAAAUCUCAGCAAGGAAGAUAUUUCGGAAAGUGAGCUCUACUCUGAGCUGUCUGAAAAUGUGGACGACAACUUCCUCUUACCUGGUGAAGUGUUUCAUGUUGUGUUGGACAAAAAAAAUGGCUCUUUGGGCUUAAACAUUUAUCAAGGAACUGAGCAAGGAGCUAUCUCUGAGCAAAGACACAUCUUUAUUCAUUCGGUCAUUCCUCAAGGUGCGGCUGAUCUAGAUGGUAGAAUAAAGCGAGGUGAUAAGCUUAUUGAAGUGAAUGGAGUACUUCUGGAAAAUCUUUCAUAUGAAGAAGUUGUUACAAAAUUAAGAGAAAGUCCACAAGUUGCCCUUCUUGUCUUAGAAAAAGGGAAUUUUCCAGAAACUGAUCACAUUCAAAAUAACUCAAAGAAUAUUAGUGAACAACCCGUCAAUUCAGAGAAUAUUCAACAAAACAGUGCUACUACAAAACGUUCAGUAUUUGCAUCUCAAAGUAAAGAACAGAAUGCUAAUUCAGCAGAUGCAAGUACAUUAUCUAAAUCACAUAAAGACAGUGAUAUUGAUGGAUUGUCCUGUUCCUCUUUACCUACAGAACUUAAUUCAGUGUUUUACGGUGCCAAAGAUAACUGUUCCGUAGUACAGAGCAUAGAACAUGUUACUCCCCCUAGUGUUUCGCCUAAAUUGUCUUCUGUCAUUAAAGGUUGUAAAUCUAGUCUAGAUCAUAUCAAAGGCAAUAGUUCUAAAAAGUUGCUAUCUAAGCUGACAUCUUAUAACAGCACUCCUAACCUUGUUGAUAAUUCUGAUGAAGAAGAUAUUAGAAAUGAAUUUAAUAGAUCUCUUUAUCGGAAUAGGAGUUCUGAAAAUUUGGUCACACCUCCUAUUCACUUUUUAAAUCCACAUCAAGCAUUGAGUGAUAUCUAUAAAAAAUAUUCUUUUAGAAAAGGAUCUUCAAGUAAUGUACAUCCAGUUCCCUCUGUGCCAAUUAGAAAGAAAAAAUUGAAGAAACUUCAAGAUAUUUAUGAUUACAGUAAUCCAGAAAACACUUUUGAAGUAUCAAUUCACAAGAGCAGCCGAGGUCUUGGAUUGAGUAUUUGUGGUGGGACUGGAAUACAGGGAAGAGAUACAUUUUCACAGUUGAUUCGUAUUCGUAAGCUUUAUCCUCUGCAACCAGCUUUAGAAUGUGGCAAACUACAACUGGGAGAUGUUAUUUUAAGUGUGAAUGGAACAAAUAUGGUUGGAUUGACUAAUACCGAAGCUUUAGAAGUUUUAAGAACUACUCCUGCUGAUGUAGUUUUGGAAGUUUUUCGACCUUCUAAAUCAUUGAUUCCAUGCUUUUCUUCAUUUAAAGAUGGUAUGUGGCCUUUCUGUGAUUCAUCAUCUAGUUCAGCUAGCAGUUCUUUAUCCAGGACUGAAAAUUCUUAUAAUGUGGAGACAGGUGAGUUUGAGGUUACUCUUAUCAAAAGGGGUGGAAGCUUGGGCUUCAGUAUCUCUAAGAAAGACAGUUUACCUGAUCUCCCGGAUGAAGGAAUUUUUGUGAAGGCAUUGAUUCGUGAACCAGCGAUUUCCGAUGGUAGAAUUCAACCUGGAGACAAGAUUAUACAAGUGAAUGGUGUGACUGUUUCCACAAUGACUCAUGCUGAAGCUAUUGAAUUCAUACGACAGGCACCAAACUCUGUCACUCUAAAACUCUACAGAAGUGAACAACCUCCAAUCACCCCAGGCUACACUGAAAAAGAUAACCAAAUAAACAAACCUCUCAGGUGGGAAGCAGUAGAGCUUUUGAACGAUCGCAUGAAGCACAAAGAAAGUGGAGAUGAGGGCAGUGCAGGUAAAAGAAAAAUUAAAAGAAAACUGGACAGAUUUUCUAAUGCUCCAAGUAAUGCUUCAACUGAAAGUAGCAGCACAAGCAGUAGUUCCUCAAGUGGACAAGAGCAGGUAAUUGAAGAAAGUACUAAGUCUGAUGUAACUACUGAUUUGAAUGUUGAAGAAUCUUUUUUGCAAAGAAACCUGAGGCCUAAAUCUCUAGAUGUCCUAAAUUCGUCUGAUCGUAAGCGCUUGCCGGCUUAUACUGAUGAAGAAAGCUUCCAUAGGCAGUGCAGCGUCAUGUGCACUAAUGUAGACUCCAAGUCAAAGACUGUAAACAAUACCAAUGUGAGCCCUGCCAAGAAAGGAUUUAAGAAUUUGUUGAAAUGGAGAGGUAGCACACUUCCUCAUUCCGAGGACGAUAUUAGUCCUGAUGUUGUUCCUCAAGUAAAUUUUUCAAUAUCUUCCACAUCCAACGAACAGAGUCUAGCCUCUCAAGAUUCUGCAUCAGAUGAUGAAAAGCCUGUACCUUUUCCUCGUACUACAAGUUGUGCUACUGAAUGGGUGAAUACAUUUGAUGUUGAUUUGGACAGAGGUUGGCACGGACGACUAGGAUUCAGCCUUUUUGAUCCACCUACUUCCUCACAAGAAUCUCCCCGCAGUCUUCUACCAAAUGCUCCAGAAGUAAAGGCUGUACAUCCUGGAAGCCUUGCUGACAAGGAUGGAAGAAUUAAAGCUGGUGAUCGCCUUGUCGAAGCCAACCGUGAAAGCUUUCUAGGUAAACCUGCAGCUGAAGUUAUUGAUUCCCUAAGGAAGACAAGAGGUCUCAUACGAAUGGUAUUUUGCCGAUUGGAAAAGAGAAUGUAAACUUCCAGUGGAAAAUAAACCAUCAUCUAGUCACUAUAUUUGCCAGACACAAUUAGUGAAUAUUUAAUGCCAUAAAUUUAUAUUAAAGAUCGCUAGGAAAACAUACUUUGUCAAAGAAUCUCAUUCCAAUUUGUUGUAUAUUUCCAUUUUUUCAAAAAUGAUUAUAGAGUAACUUAUUUUUCUUUUCAUUUUCAUUCCAUUUACAUAUAUUCCUUCCAUUUCCAAUUUACAUUAAAUAUGUGUGUGUAUUGUUUAUCAUUCUUCUCUUUAUUUUUAAAUCACUUGGUCUCUGUCGCACAUCAGUAAUUGUGUUUUUCAUUAUUUUUGAACAUAUCAUUUGACUGUUCUUAUAAAAAAGUAUUUUGUUCAGUAUUUCUUUUUACACCAAAAAUAUUCAUUUAGUUCAGUAUUGCAUGAUCUUCAGUUUAUGUGUUCAGUAUUGCACCAUUUAUGUAUUUAUUCUUUAUUUGCUGAAAUUUUGUUCUUAAGAAAAAAUUGUAAUAUGAUUCCCUAUGUUGAAAUGAUAUUUGUAAUCUGGUGGCUCUUAAUUUUAUUUAUAACCUAAAAAAUCCUCAAAAAUAAUGAUUUUAUACUUAUUGUAAUACAGUGAUAUUUUUUAAAAUUUCUUUUUCUCCAUUUAUUCUUAUAUAUUAUAGAUGUUUUUUUUAUCAGUUUUUAACUGAAUUCGUAAAAAUUUAUUAGUUUAAAGUUUUUACAUUUUCUUUGAUUGGUGCUUGCAUUUAAGAAAUCUUUGUUUCUGCAUGUCAUAUCAGUCUAUAAGGCAAAUAUGUGAUUUUGUUUUUCUUUACUUAUAACGUAAUUGCAUUUGUAAUUUUCUCAUUAGCUACAAAAAUUUUAAAUGAAAUCUGUGUUCUAAAAGUCAUAUUGAGUUAUGUUCCAAUUCAAAAGUGUCUAGCAAAAAGUCAGAAAAAAAAAUUUUCUCACCUAAAUUCGAUAAUUUUUAUAGAUUUUAGGUAUAGUAAUAGCUAUAUAUAAUUUGGUAUUUCAUUUCAAAUGUAAAAGACGUAGUCUUGUUGCCAUUUUUAUAUUUGUUGCAGUUUAAGGUUAUUACAAGAGUAAGGUUAUUACAAGAGUAUCUCUUAAUCAUAAAAUAAUGAUCAUAAAAUGUAUUAUAAAAUACUAUACAGUACUCUGACUAUUUAAAAGAAAUUAAUUUAAGUUUCAUUUCACAGAAAGUAAAUUUAAUUUUUCAUGAAUCUCUUCUGAUUCUGUGCAAAAUAAUUGCUAUGAAUUUUUUGUCAUAAUAAUAAAUAAUUUAGUUUAGCAUGUUAUUAGAAACUACACUUAUCUUGAAAUUUUGUUCUGUUUAUUUGUAUUAACAAAAGGUUUUACGAAACAACAUUCAAUACAUAAUUAUUAUUUUUUUAUGAACUGCAAUAAAUAUACACCUUAAAUUAAGUUUUUUGUGAUUCAUCAUAAUAAGUAAAUGUAUUAAGUUAAUCUUUCUAUUAAUUUCUUUUAAAUUAUUUUUCAAUCUGAUAUUUUUAUGAAUAUUUAAAUUUUCAAAGAUUAUUAUUGCCCUUUGAAUGGAAGCAUUGUGAAAUUUUAGUGUAUGUUUAAUUGUGUGUUAUUUUGAAAAAUAAAGAUUUAUUGUUGCAAA
Messenger RNA from Parasteatoda tepidariorum (common house spider), 7434 nucleotides. Lineage: Eukaryota; Metazoa; Arthropoda; Arachnida; Araneae; Theridiidae. The record is from RefSeq and is a predicted model, not a curated record.